Molecule: messenger RNA, 366 nt
Organism: Eimeria mitis
Lineage: Eukaryota; Apicomplexa; Conoidasida; Eucoccidiorida; Eimeriidae
Product: 60s ribosomal protein L33-A, putative
Exons: 3
Coding region: 1-366 (121 amino acids)
Biological process (GO): ribosomal large subunit biogenesis; cytoplasmic translation
Cellular component (GO): ribosome; cytosolic large ribosomal subunit
Molecular function (GO): structural constituent of ribosome
Source: RefSeq, a predicted model, not a curated record
AUGGCGGCAGCGGCCACCGAGAAGAAGCGCCCAGUCAAGGGCACUAAGCAGCCGGUCAGGCUCUAUGUCCGAGGCAUUGUCCUCGGUUAUCAGCGGUCUAAGGUGAACCAGAACCCAUCUCGUUCUCUUUUGCAAUUGGAAAAUGUGAAGACCAGAAAGGACACCGCCUUCUACCUGGGCAAGCGCGUUGCAUAUGUGUACAAAGCGAAGACAGAGAAGAAGGGAACCAAGUUUAGGACAAUCUGGGGAAAGAUCUGCCGCCCCCACGGCAACAGCGGCGUCGUGCGCGCCCGCUUCAGGAAGAACUUGCCCCCCAAGUCCUUUGGAGGUCGUGUGCGUGUCUUCUUGUAUCCUUCCAACAUCUAA